CAAGGAGAGGAUGGUUUGGGAAACUUAAAUACGUUAUAUGUGGCCACGGGCAGAGGGGAGUCGCAGAACAGCGUGUUGGUAAAGGCUUCGACUUUAUUGCAGGUUUCUGAAAUGAGGAGAUCACAGACGACGACGACGACGACGACGACUUGUCUCCCGUGCUAGCACAGCAGGUCCUGCCGGCGAUGGCUGCGGAGGAGAUCGCCGCCUCGGGAACACAUGGCAAGAGGAGGAGACGUUCGUGCUUGCUCUCCUGUUUCCGGGCCUCUCUCGUGUUAGAUACAACCGAAGCGAAGGCUGCGGAGUCCCUGGGCGUGCCGGGUAAAGGACCGCGGUGGUGGAAGUUUAGAGAGAAGAAGAAGACUGUGCCGGUGAACGUGAUGGGCGACGCGACGCCGACGAGAGGGAAGGAGGCGCGGAAGCCGGGGAACAGCGGUUUCCGCCACCGCUUUCAGAAGGACAAUGGAACUGAAGGCCCCAACACAACUGCCCACAAAGUGCACCAGCCCCAACAACCCUCUGCCGGGGCCCAGAAUCCCAGGGCGCGCCAUGUCACGUCCAGAUGCAAGACCCGAAGUGAACCGGCGUCCACGUACCGCGUGCCCGACCGGACCCAAAUCGGCACCCGAACCAGCCAUCCCGGCUCACCCGAGCCUGGACGCCCCGCCGCCUCCACCCAUGUGAAACCGUCAAUGAAGGGCGCCGGAGAGCUGGACUCCGCCGCCGGGCUGUUGGUGGUCGCGGUGGCGCUGGCGCUGCUGCUGUUCUGCGGCCGGACGUGUACGGUUCUCUGCUUGUGCACCUUGUUCAACUUCUUGCCCCGGAUAAGGGCCACAUCGGCCGCGCGCGGCGCUGGAACCGGCGGAGAAGGCGGCUGCGAGAUCGACGUGGGCUCGGAGGAGUACAAGAAGAUGGUGGUGCUCAAGGGUCUGCUGGAACGAGAUGGCCGACGACCGUCGUUGACGAAGCUGGCUGGUGCACAGUAGUUUUGUUAUGUGCUUGGCUAAAACGCAUUCCCUGCAUGUAAAUACAAAGGAAAUAAAAGAAGAAAGAAAAAGGAGAGUAGCAGCAAUUUUCUUCUUAUUUUUAGGCCCUGGGAUUUGUAUGAGAAAACGAUGUGAUAAUAAUUAUCUCACAAGCAACCCGUGAGGUUUUAGCGUGA
Molecule: messenger RNA, 1162 nt
Organism: Musa acuminata subsp. malaccensis (wild Malaysian banana)
Lineage: Eukaryota; Viridiplantae; Streptophyta; Magnoliopsida; Zingiberales; Musaceae
Source: RefSeq, a predicted model, not a curated record